AUGUCCAACGACCUUGCUGACAUUGGCCUCAUCGGCCUGGCCGUCAUGGGCCAGAACCUCAUCCUCAACAUGAACGACAAGGGGUUCAAGGUCUGCGCCUUCAACCGCACUGUCUCCAAGGUUGACCACUUCCUGGCCAACGAGGCCAAGGGCACCAACAUCAUUGGCGCUCACUCGAUCGAGGAGCUCGUCUCCAAGCUCAAGCGGCCCCGUCGCAUCGUUCUCCUGGUCAAGGCUGGCCAGGCCGUUGACGACUUCAUCAAGCUCCUCGAGCCUCACCUCGAGAAGGGUGACAUUAUCAUCGACGGCGGCAACUCUCACUUCCCGGACACCACCCGCCGUGUCAAGGAGUGCGAGGACAAGGGUCUUCUCUACAUCGGCAUGGGUGUCUCGGGUGGUGAGGAGGGUGCCCGCAACGGCCCCUCGCUCAUGCCCGGUGGUUCGGCGGCUGCUUGGCCCCACGUCCAGGAGAUCUUCCAGAAGACCUCCGCCCAGGUCAACGGCGAGCCCUGCUGCGAGUGGAUCGGUGACGGUGGCUCUGGCCACUAUGUCAAGAUGGUCCACAACGGCAUCGAGUACGGAGACAUGCAGCUUAUCGCCGAGGCCUACGACAUUCUCAAGCGCGGUCUCGGUCUCAGCACCGACGAGAUUGCCGAAAUCUUUGCCCGCUGGGAGCAGGGUGUGCUCAAGUCGUUCCUCAUCGAGAUCACCCGCGACAUUCUCCACUUCAAGGACACGGACGGUGAGCCCAUUGUCGACAAGAUCCUCGACAAGGCUGGCCAGAAGGGUACCGGCAAGUGGACUGCCAUCGACGCCCUCGACCGUGGUAUGCCCGUGACCCUCAUCGGCGAGGCCGUAUUCGCUCGGUGCCUCUCGGCCAUCAAGGACGAGCGUGUCGCCGCGUCCAAGGUUAUUAAGGGCCCCGCCCACGAGCCGUUCCAGGGCGACAAGAAGCAGUUCGUCGACGACCUCGAGCAGGCCCUCUACGCGUCCAAGAUCAUCUCGUACGCCCAGGGCUUCAUCCUUAUGCGCCAGGCCGCUAUCGACGAGAACUGGGACCUCAACAACGCAUCGAUCGCUGCCGUCUGGCGCUCCGGGUGCAUCAUCAAGUCGGUCUUCCUGUCGGACAUUACCGACUCGUACCGCAAGAACCCUAAGCUCGAGUCGCUCCUCUUUGCGCCCUUCUUCCAGCAGGCCAUUGAGAAGGCGCAGCCUGCAUGGCGCCGCGUCAACGCCCAGGCUACCCUCUGGGGCGUUCCCAUCCCCGCCCACGGCACCGCCCUCUCGUUCUUCGACGGCUACCGCUCGGCCGUUGUCCCGGCCAACCUUAUCCAGGCCCAGCGUGACUUCUUCGGCGCGCACACUUUCCGUGUCAUGCCCGGCAAGGAGAACGACCACAUGAAGUCGGGCGAGGACAUCCACGUCAAGUGGACCGCCACCUCGGGUGACGUCUCCUCGAGCACGUACAACGCCUAA
Cutaneotrichosporon cavernicola is the source of this 1476-nucleotide messenger RNA. RefSeq lists its product as uncharacterized. Bases 1 to 1476 code for a protein of 491 amino acids. Gene Ontology annotation, biological process: pentose-phosphate shunt, oxidative branch; pentose-phosphate shunt. Gene Ontology annotation, molecular function: NADP binding; phosphogluconate dehydrogenase (decarboxylating) activity. Gene Ontology annotation, cellular component: cytosol. The record is from RefSeq and is a predicted model, not a curated record. The transcript has 4 exons. NCBI's taxonomy places the organism in Eukaryota, Fungi, Basidiomycota, Tremellomycetes, Trichosporonales, Trichosporonaceae.